Varroa destructor (honeybee mite) is the source of this 1908-nucleotide messenger RNA. RefSeq lists its product as uncharacterized. NCBI's taxonomy places the organism in Eukaryota, Metazoa, Arthropoda, Arachnida, Mesostigmata, Varroidae. The record is from RefSeq and is a predicted model, not a curated record.
CAUCAGUCGAUCUCGACAGUAACAAUUGUGUUGCUAAAGAACUGUGCGUUGCCGCCCGUGGGAGCUCUUUAGCGUGCACUCUGUGAGAGUAUCGCGCCAGCUCUUCUAAAGACCAGUUUAAAAAGUCUCGGUCUAAAAGUCAACCAUACUUCGGUAGAAAGUUUAAGCAUCAUCUGUUGUACUUCAUUCCAGUUCGUUGUGCUAAAAAUCCAGAGAUGCUAAUGUCUUCGACAGCCUUCGCGAUCCUUUUUGCGUGUUGGUGUGGCGGAUCAACUACGACAGGCUUUCGGAAGCCGUCGAACUUUUUUUACGUUCCUGGAUUUCGAACUGGUGGUCCGCUAGGUCCCCAGCGAAACGUUAAUGGCCUCUGGACAUUUAUAGCCGUUCCGGUUCCCCUUGAAAACCAGACAUUACCUGAGGGGGACUUUCCUAUGGAACAGGUUGCUCAAGCCAAACUGUGGGGCCCAGUUUAUCGUCCUGGUCAUGGAUGGGUCUACGGUGAGGCCGGAUUCGUCUUUGUACCUCGUAUGCCACCGUAUGUGCCACCCAUUAUCUUUCCACCCCCCCGAUCUUUGAGUAAUGGAGAUGUUACCCCAGCGUCCGUUGCCGCAGUAUCCGAAAGAGACGUAGAUUCAGUUGUUGAGCCUGUCAUCAACGCUCUUGCCGCGUCAGCACCAGCCGAUAGUGCGGUAACAACUGAGAAAGAGCCUAUGAAAGCCGACGAAGAAAAAUAUGACGAGAACAAAAAUAACGUUAAUACGAAGGAGCCCUAAAGGAACUCACUGCCAAAUCAUAGUUUUCCAUAUACGGUCUGUCUUUUUCGACGCAGUAUUGCUGUUCUAGAAACUAGCCAUUGUAUGGAGCCAUAACUAGUAAAUUAACUGACGGUUUUUGCUUAAAAACGUUUCAUACAAUGAAGGUGCGUUGAGUUUAGCUACGUAACGAUCGAAGAUGGUAGGAAUGGAAAUCCAUGAAGUUAUAGAACUGUAUUAACACACGUAUUCCUUGUAUUUAAUACUAACAAUAAUUCAACCUAUAAUAAACGUUUGUAAAACCCAAACAGCAAGACACUUACGCCGUUUUAAGAUGGUUCGCUCGUACCGUGAACUGGUGGGCGCUCUUUGUCUGUGCUACGUAAGGGCGAGCCGAACGGAGACAGAGAGAAAUACUAAGAAUAAUUCAUUACAUCGGAUUAAUUAAGUCCUACCGGAGAACUUACUGAAUGGAAAGAUUAUAAUCUUAACCGGUACUGUAAUAAGUCCCGUGCAAGGCCGAAGCUGUCGGAAGCCUUUCGAUUUUAAAAUCGCUAACAGAUGUAGCAUAUAUGUAGUACCAUGUCAGUAUUUGCCGCUAUGUCAUCUGUUUCUUUAUGGGAAAAGGGCGGAAACGACAAUAUGUGGAACAAUUGAACACAGAUAUGUGCGAAUAUAAAAUAUUGCACGCCUUCACUGCUUUAUCGAAGAGAAUCACCAAUGCUGGCAAAAUGGCUCCAGUUAAUAGCUAUAGAGUAAUAGAGCAACAAAUAAAACAUUCCUAAUUCAAACUAUUACACGUUCCGAGGUGAUGUCAUGCACAUUUCAAUUCUAUUAUGAAUAUGCAUCUAUACUUAAUUUAACAAGUCGCUCGAUUUUUUAGUUUCUUGGCUUGACGACAUACGUAACAGGUAUACGACAACGAUCAACUGCGCUUUGUUUUUAUAAUAAUAGUAACAGUGAUGUUACAACAGAAGUUGGUAUAUAAAACAAUUCUUAAACAGUUUUAUAGGACUGAACGACUGUGCUAAAGUAAGUGGCAGCUGGGAAGUGUUCAAUCCAAAAGGGUUUCGUUUGGCGACUAGAGCGGUAUUUAAAAAUGGACUUUGAAUACAACGGAGGAAAGGUUCCAUCUAAGGGUAUACGAAGAUUUCUG